Penicillium salamii is the source of this 903-nucleotide messenger RNA. NCBI's taxonomy places the organism in Eukaryota, Fungi, Ascomycota, Eurotiomycetes, Eurotiales, Aspergillaceae. The record is from the annotation of a GenBank genome assembly.
AUGAAGUUCGCCUUGGGGACAACCCUGCUCCUACUCUCAACAAGUGCCUGGUCCUUGGCCAUUCCCGGAUCCGAGACUUCCGAUCUCACCCAGGAUGGAGAAUCCACCACCGACAUCUCCAAUUUUGUGACCUUGGAAAAGCGCCGUGGUGGCGGCGGUGGAGGACGCGGUGGUUCCAGUGGUGGUUCCAGCUCCAGCAGCUCGGGAGGAAGCAGUGGAGGCCGCAGCGGCUCAUCUAGCUCGGGCUCCAGUUCUGGAAGCAGUGGUGGUCGCACUGGCUCAUCAGGUUCCAGUGGAAGUUCUGGAAGUUCUGGAAGUUCUGGCAGCUCUGGCAGCUCUGGCAGCAGCCGCAGUGGCUCCAGCAACGUCGGCGGCACGACCAGCUCUGGCUCUGGCACACGAGCCUCCUAUGGCGGAGGCAGCUACUACGCCGGUGGCGCCACUACUCCCUACCGAGCCGGUGCUCACUCCAAGGGCAGCAGUAUCGCCCCGUAUGUCCUCGGCGGCACAGCUCUGGGCUUCUUCCCCGGUCUUUGGUUGUACAGCGCCUACGCCUACCCUUACUCCCACAACUACCACUACUACAACCAGGAUGCGCACAAGAACGAGACCUACCCCGUGGUGUGCGUGUGUCAGGAGUACUCCGAGUGUGGUUGCGAUGACAACACUAAUCGCACUUACUACGAGUCUCUGUUCAAUGGCACCGAGCCCAAGAAUUCCAGCGUUGUGCGUGUUGUCAAGGAGAAUGGCACUGAAACCAUUUACAUCAAUGGAACCUUGCCCAAUGGCACCACUGCUGCGAAUGGCGGUUCGACCUCUGGGGGUUCGCCUUUUGCCACGGCCGUGGAAGCCAGUGGGUUGUGGUUGACCGUUGCUGUGGUGCUGGGCAUGGUCUAUAUCUAA